CACAAGCUGUCUCGUUGUCAGCCAUCUGGCCAUCCUUUCAUAAUGUCAACAUGUAAACCGCUCGCGCGGAUAUGCCUUAGGGCUCAAAAACCUUCUCUCCUCCCACAGGUCCAGACCCGGCACGAAUCGACCACCCGUCGGCAUCGUAAACUCCUCGUCGUGCCUGGUGCACCAUCGUUCGUCCCAUCCACUCCUCAACCAACUCUGGUCUUCAAUCCGCCAUCAUCCGCGCCAAAUGUAUACCAUACGCCAUUGAAGUUUCUACCCAAGGAUGAUCGCAGACGACAAAUGUACACUGCCUUCCUCAACUCCGCUACCCACGCUGCGCACCGCACCUCGACACCCAACAUCGCACAGCCGGGCACGCCAUUGCACACAACCAAUGCAUCACCACUAUCCGAUUACUCAACCUCGUCUCGUCUUCCGCCGCGCCCCUCGUCCGCGCUCCCAGAGCCUCUGCGUACCCCUUAUGAAAAGAAAUACCACCUCACCGAGGCAGACUUCCAAGAGAUUCGGCGUCUGCGAAACGAAGAUCCAGACACAUGGACCCGAGUCAAAUUGGCGGAGAAGUUUGGUUGCAGUCAAUUCUUCGUGGGUAUGAUAGCGAAGAACAAGGAGAAGGCGCAGCGUGUGAGCGAGGCACACGAGAUUGCAACGUCGAGGUGGGGUACUAGGAGGCGUGAGGCCCGAGAAGAUAGGGUCAGGAGGAAGGCGCUCUGGGGGCGCGACGCUUAA
This is a messenger RNA of Periconia digitata, 735 nucleotides long. NCBI's taxonomy places the organism in Eukaryota, Fungi, Ascomycota, Dothideomycetes, Pleosporales, Periconiaceae. The record is from the annotation of a GenBank genome assembly.